Messenger RNA from Plodia interpunctella (Indianmeal moth), 1432 nucleotides. RefSeq lists its product as uncharacterized. The record is from RefSeq and is a predicted model, not a curated record. Bases 113 to 1201 code for a protein of 362 amino acids. The transcript has 2 exons. NCBI's taxonomy places the organism in Eukaryota, Metazoa, Arthropoda, Insecta, Lepidoptera, Pyralidae.
UAUCAGCUGAUCGAUUGCAUAACAAUGUUGUAAGUUAAUAUCUGUAUAAGUUUUAAGUAAGCGAUGUCUUUUCCUGAAAUAUUAUUGCUGGUUGGAUAGUCAUUAGUGAAAUAUGAGUAAGGCCGUUAUCAUUCUUUGGUUUUGUGUGAUUGUCCAUAAAGUCACAGCACCGGCACCAUUUAAUUUGUCAAAAACAAGUCUACCCCAGCCAAAGACAACAACGCCUACAACAACAACAAAACUUCCAAAAUGGAACGACUAUAUGUCCAAAAACUCAGGCUCCAAGCCCAUGAAAGACAAUGCGUAUCUCGCAACUCUAGUCAACAUGCCUCCAAAAGAUAAAAAACAAAAAGUUGAAACUAAUAAAACAAAUGGAAAAACAAACAUUGAAGUUACUAAGGAGGAUUUCAAUACCACAAAAGUUCUAUUUGCAGAAGAAAUAGUGUCUCCUAUUAGAUUGGCAGACAAAGAUUCUAAAGAUGAAAAAUUACUUUCGAUUGGACUGGCUGGAAAUGGGUCCAAAGAAAAAGAAAACGCUACAGAAAUCAAAAUAAAAGAUUUUAAAUCUAAACAAAAUAACACUGAACCUAAAAAGGGAGUGAAAUUACAAGAGCUACUUAAGCCGCUAUUAGAAAAAUCUAAAGUAAAUACUACAGAGGUACAUCCAAAAUCUUAUGAAAUACCUCCAACUAUGAUACCUAUAUUCAGGCCAAAUCCAAAUCUAACUAAAAACCAAGCCAAAGAUAAUGUUGAAACAAUUCUGAUAGCACCACAGACUACUGUUUCAUCUGCUAAAGAAGUUUCACAAUUUAAACAAGAUUUAAUUAAACAUGACAUAAUAGAAUCAAGGGAAGUAAAACAAAAGGAUGCAAAACAAUACAAUAAUUUUUAUUAUCAGUCAAACGCAGCACCAUUUAAUAUUCCAUGUCACAGAGCAUCGGAUAUCCUAGAUGAGGUACCAACAAAAACUGAAGUAGGCAAUCCUGCACAAUCAAAUUUUGAAACGAGUGAAAAACACGAAAGUACUGUUUCGCAUGAAGCAAAUCAAGUGGAAAGACCAGAAAAAUUGGAAACUGAUGAAUCCGUUGCCAUAAUAUUUAAACCUAAAAAUAUAUCUCUAUUAAACGUUUAUGGAGAUAUGUUAAAGAAAAUAACUUUGACUGUUCUAGUGCCUUAUCACAUGUCAAAAUUGGGAACUUGAGACAAAAAUAAUAUAACGUGACUUCAACCACGUCAAUUGAAAUUAUGUUAGAAGGUCUUGCUAAUUUUGAUGCUUUAUUUUGUCCACUUUUUAUUGAAGCAUGACAUUGACCUUAGACAAUACCUUUAUGUACUUGAUUAUAUUUAUGUUGAUGUAGAUAGAGUACUAAGUUAUGGAGUGGUAAUUAACUUAUUGAAUAAUAUAAUAGUAAACAGAUUUUAAUGGCCCGUA